This is a messenger RNA of Neopelma chrysocephalum (saffron-crested tyrant-manakin), 883 nucleotides long. RefSeq names its product protein phosphatase 1 regulatory subunit 27 (gene PPP1R27). The coding region runs from base 229 to 714 and encodes 161 amino acids. NCBI's taxonomy places the organism in Eukaryota, Metazoa, Chordata, Aves, Passeriformes, Pipridae. The record is from RefSeq and is a predicted model, not a curated record. Gene Ontology annotation, molecular function: phosphatase binding. The transcript has 3 exons.
CGGGUGCCAGGUGCCACCUCCUGCAUGCAGCUUGGGAGCGUAGGAGGGCACGGUGGCUGUCACUUCCCUGCGGUGAGGGGACACGUGCCGGCGGGGGACACGGACACGGACACGGCGGGAGCACAGCAGUGAGGGGAAAAGCACGGGUCCGAAGCAAGGAGAGCCCUGACAGGCAGAAGAAGAGAGAGCAGGGCAGCGAGGGGCUGGGCCGAGUGCUGAGCAACCCCCAUGCCACUGUGCCUGAAGGCUGCUGCCAGCAUGAGGGACUAUUGCCCCGUGUACCGGUACGGCCGGUACGCCCCGCGCCUCAGGGCCUCCCGCACCGUGCACUUCCCCAACGACGUCGUCUUUCAGGACCACAUCAAGCAGGGGGACCUGGAACAGGUGGGCAGGUUCAUACGAGCCAGGAAGGUGACGCUGGACACCAUCUACCCCUCUGGCAUGGCAGCUCUUCACGAGGCCGUGCUGACGGGAAACCUGGACUGCGUCAAGCUCCUGGUGAAAUACGGCGCCGACAUCCACCAGAGAGAUGAGAACGGCUGGACGCCCCUGCACAUGGCCUGCAGCGAUGGCUACGCUGACAUAGCCAGGUACCUCCUGUCCCUCGGGGCCAGCCUGGAGGCCACCACCGACGACGGGGAGAAGCCCUCGGACCUCAUCGACCCCGAGUACGAGGACCUGGUGCAGCUCUUCGGAGCCACCGCGCUGCGCUGAGGCGGGCGCGGCGAGGAGCGGCCCCGAGGGCCGGGGCGGCGGGGCUGCGCCCACCCGAGGGCCGGGGCUGGGCCCAGGCUGGGCCUGGGCGGCGGCCGGGCAGCGGCGCUCGGUACCGCGAAUCGGGAACCACUUUGUACUUUUCCAAUAAAGCAUCUCGGUCACCGCC